UUUAUUUAUUGAUAUAUCUGUUGGAUACAUGAAUUGCUUCCACUUAUUUGUUAUUGUGAAUAAUACUGCUAUGAAUAUUGGUGUACAAGUAUCUGUUCCAGUCCCUGUUUUUAAUACACUUGGGUAUAUACCUCAGGGUUAAAUUUUUAGGAACUGCUAUAUUUCCUUUUACGUUCCCACAAGCAUCCAGCAUUAUUUUUUUAAUAUGUUGGUCUUUUUUUUUUUUUCUUUUAAAGUCAAACCUGGACUGGAAAUAAGCAGCAAAGCUUAGAGUCCUGCCGCAGUUUGCUGAUAAAUUGCUAGUAUCAACAAUCUUGACACAUCACCUCCUAGACUAGAGUGAUGUUUCUCAGUGUACACAGCUGAGACUCCCAAGGCAAUCACCUAAGAGGCUUAUUAUUAAUACAUCUGUAGGGUCCUUGAUUCCACUUCAUAUAUGCUGAAUCAGCAUCUUUGAGACUGAGGUCCCCUAAAACCAUCAUUAUGCAUGCUAACACAUGAAACUCAGAAACCUAGAUUGUUGAGUUCUCAGAGGCGGGGAAAAUAUCUCAGUCACUUUUGUAUCCCUCACUGCCAAAUAUCCUGGAGAUAUUCAACAAACAUAUACUUGAACUAAUAUUUCAGUCUAAAUUUGCUUGAUUGCUAUGUACAGUAUUCAUUACAACUAAAUUCAACGAGUUAGAAAAUAUGUAAUAGUGUAGUAUGCCUUUCAUUUGUAAAGACAGUGUAUCUUACCAGCUGUGGUCUAUUAUCCCAUCUUUUGCUGCCAAGAAUCUUUAUGCUAUAUGUAACUUUCAGCUGAGUCCUUCAAGCUUUGUAACAGGGUAAAAAAGGAUACGGACUUGGAAACUGGAAGAGCUGUCUUUGUGUAACUUUUGAUAAUUAAAUCAAAAUGUCUAAGAAUCAAGUGUAUAAUCUCUAAAGGUCGGCCACAUUUCCUAUCAACUUCGCAGCGUUGCUGAAGCUCAAAUGAUACUCUACGUAGGAAAGUCUACUGUAGCAAUGUCUAUAGUUACCAUGUGGCCGGAUAAUUUAAACAGAACAAAAAAUAUGUUUCUAAGUCUUCCUAAAGACCUCAAAUAUGCUACUGUAUCAAUUUGCAGCUCUAAAGCACAGGCAAACGAGACUGAAACAGAAACACAGCAGAAAAACCUUAAAUGGAUGGAAAACAUCCGUUCAUUCAUUCAUCACUUUUAUCCAGCAUCUACAUUUAUAACACUCUGGGCGUGUGUGAAAAAUAGUGAUUAAACAAAUUCAAGUCUGUCCUCCAGAGAUUUACUUCUUUUGUGUAUAUGAAUAAAUAGCAAGCCGUCUCAUUUCAGAUCAAACUGUCUUCCGCAUCAAAAAUAAGCUGUGCGGGACCUGCUUCAAAUUCGCGCGCGCUGUCUCUUUAACGCGUAAUAGAAUUCUGAUUGCAUCGAUCACAGGUUCCUUACCCUCUCCCAACAAUCGGUCUCCCACCUAUAUCGGUUACUACCCUCCUUCUGGUAUCAAGCCGGGGGGAGCUCAGGUGUUAGCAAACGUUGGCUUUGAUGUGUGACGACACCUGAUCCCCGGGCGUCCGCCUUGCCAGGUGGCGGAGGUCCGGCUUUUCGCGGCGCGGGCGCAGCCUCGGGGCUCGGCUGGCCACGCCUGGAGCGCGGGGUUUGACUGGGGCGCCGUUGUUGUAGUGACCGGGAGGCGCUGCCGCUCCGGGCGGACGGUUCCGGGCACCGCACGGUCCCCCUUCCUACCCCGCCCCCUCCCUCCCCCCCGGUUCCCCCUGCGGGCAGGAGCCGGGAGCUGAGCGCUCCCCCAUGGCCUCCUCCCCGGAGGACCCGGUUCUGGAGCGUUACUUUAAGGGCCACAAAGCUGCGAUCACCUCCGUGGACUUUAGCCCCAACGGCAAACAACUUGCUACCGGCUCUUGGGAUACAUUUCUCAUGCUGUGGAGCCUCAGGCCGCAAGCUAGAGCUUUCAGAUACGUGGGUCACAAGGACGUUGUCACCAGCCUGCAGUUUUCCCCACUUGGAAACUUACUGGCAUCAGCUUCACGAGACAGGACCAUCAGACUCUGGAUCCCUGACAAGAGAGGGAAAUCCUCUGAAUUUAAAGCUCACACAGCUCCAGUUCGAAGUGUGGACUUUUCAGCUGAUGGCCAGUUUCUUGCCACAGCUUCUGAAGACAAAUCUAUCAAAGUAUGGAACAUGUAUCGCCAGCGCUUCUUAUAUUCCUUGUACCGACACACACACUGGGUUCGCUGUGCCAAGUUUUCACCUGAUGGCAGACUAAUCGUAUCAUGCAGUGAGGAUAAAACUAUUAAAAUCUGGGAUACCACAAGUAAGCAGUGUGUUAACAACUUCUCAGAUUUCGUAGGGUUUGCAAAUUUUGUGGCUUUUAACCCUAAUGGUACAUGCAUAGCUUCAGCAGGUUCUGACCAUACUGUGAAAAUCUGGGAUAUAAGAGUGAACAAGUUACUCCAGCAUUAUCAAGUUCACAGCGGUGGAGUUAAUUGUGUGUCAUUCCAUCCUUCGGGUAACUAUCUCAUCACUGCUUCUUCAGAUGGUACGCUGAAGAUCCUGGACCUCUUAGAAGGAAGGCUUAUAUAUACACUUCAAGGACAUACGGGGCCUGUCUUCACUGUUUCAUUUUCAAAAGGUGGAGAGCUAUUUACAUCAGGAGGCGCAGAUGCACAGGUCUUAUUAUGGAGGACUAACUUUGAUGAACUGAAUUAUAAAGAUGUUAGUAAAAGAAACCUCAAAAGACUGCACUUUGAUUCACCACCACAUCUGCUCGAUAUCUACCCAAGGACACCGCAUCCCCAUGAGGGAAGGACUGAAACUGUGGAAAUUAAUCCAAAGCUUGAUGUAAUCGAUUUGCAGACCUCCACUCCCCCUGUUGUGGACAUCCUUUCUUUUGAUUCUACCACAACAACAGAAACAACUGUUAGAACUCUACCAGACACGGGUGAAGAGAUCUGCGGAUAUUUCUUGAAUCCUUCUUUAAUGGCAUCAGAAUGUCCACCUACAGUCUUGAAAAAGAAAACAGAAGACAUAAGUGACCUCCCUUCUGAGAGUCAAAGAAGCAUACCGCUUGCUGUGACCGACGCGUUGGAGCAUAUUAUGGAACAGCUCAAUGUUUUGACACAGACUGUUUCAAUCUUGGAGCAGCGACUGACUUUGACAGAGGAUAAGCUGAAAGACUGCCUUGAAAAUCAGCAAAAGCUUUUCAAUGCAAUCCAACAGAAAAUUUGAACAGAAAAGUAUGAGCAGAGGCAUGAGAAAUGAACACAUGUACAUAUACUCAGGAAGGCAGUACCAGCUGCUUCAUGCAACACAACCAUGUGCGAAUUGGCAUGGCAUUUCUUAAAAGGGUGAGCAACAGAACAAAAGGCAGAAAAGGCAUAAUUAAGGACCAGUUUAAACAUACUAAUCAAUGUCUAGGACUAAUUCAAAUCAUUACUAUUUAUGGUUCCACUAAUAAAGUGAUAAGCAUUCAAGUGGCUCUAUAUUUCCCCCCCAUAGUAUUUUUUAAAUGUUAGUUAAUAGUUCAAAUCCUGCCAGGAAAAUAACCAAAUCUUUGGAUUUCAUUGUUAUUUCAAAUUGACCAUGUCCAGGCAAUUCCUUCAACAAUUAGUGUACUUCUUUAGUGAACAGUACCCUUAGGGUGAAAUAAUUCACUUAACUCUAAAAUAGCAUUGUAUGUGCAGAGAAUGAAUUAAUGAUCUGACUUGUAUUUCUCAGUUUAAAAAAUUUACUCUUUCUUACCUAUGCCAUUUGAUGAGAAGAUGAUCUCACAGACUCUCAAACCACAGAAUUUCCACAGCAAGAAUACACUUAUUUUAAUUAGCAACAGCACAUACAGGACAUAUGGCAGGGAUUUUGAUUUAAUUUACAGCAUACAUAGCUUAUUCUUUGACCAACCUGAAAAAAAAUGAAGAGUUAGAAAUACGUGAAGUGCAUAUAUCUUCUUCCGUAGAUGAAGGCACUGAAUGUUUUUGGUUAUAUCCAAAUCUAUGAUAUCAGUUUAUGAAGAUUAAAUUAGUGCAGAAUCCUCAAAACCCAGAACCAUGCAACAGCAAUACUUAAAAAUAUACACCCAUGUGUGUUCACAUGCUUCAGGAAUGUUUAGGGUGAUUUUGGUACCUGAAUAUAAGGACUUUAAAAGAACAUUUAUUUGCAUCGUUGUCUACCUCUUUCUUUUAAUUGUGAUUUGAAACAAAAUGAAAAUGAGUAAAACAUUCUAAAAGAUCUUGGUUAUAAUUUAAGAAUUUUAUUUUAAACAAAAUAAGAGAUUAAAUUGGAAAAAAAAAAAAAGAAUUUAGCUUGCAUUUCUGUUAACCUAUAU
Messenger RNA from Capra hircus (goat), 4326 nucleotides. RefSeq names its product POC1 centriolar protein B (gene POC1B). Gene Ontology annotation, molecular function: protein binding. Gene Ontology annotation, cellular component: centriole; ciliary basal body. Gene Ontology annotation, biological process: cilium assembly. The record is from RefSeq and is a predicted model, not a curated record. The transcript has 12 exons. The coding region runs from base 1797 to 3233 and encodes 478 amino acids. NCBI's taxonomy places the organism in Eukaryota, Metazoa, Chordata, Mammalia, Artiodactyla, Bovidae.